Aspergillus pseudotamarii is the source of this 1188-nucleotide messenger RNA. Its product is annotated as putative proline racemase. The transcript has a single exon. Gene Ontology annotation, molecular function: hydro-lyase activity. NCBI's taxonomy places the organism in Eukaryota, Fungi, Ascomycota, Eurotiomycetes, Eurotiales, Aspergillaceae. Bases 1 to 1188 code for a protein of 395 amino acids. The record is from RefSeq and is a predicted model, not a curated record.
AUGGACGUAUUCAGCUCACUGCAAAAUAAUGGCCGCCAAAUCCAUUGCAUUGACAUGCAUACCACCGGCGAGCCAACCCGCAUCAUCUACUCUGGCUUCCCCAAUCUCGAGGGCUCAUUACUCUCCAAACGCGAUCAAGCGAAGAACCAAUACGAUGACAUCCGCAAACGCUUAAUGUUAGAGCCCCGUGGACACGAUGGUAUGUACGGUGCUAUCAUCAUCCCUGAGACGGAGCUAGUGAUGUCCGGGGAAGCUGAUAUCGGUGUCCUGUUUACGCAUAAUGAGGGGUACUCCACUAUGUGCGGGCACGCCACUAUUGCACUGGGCCGGUUCUUGGUCGACACCCAUGACCUGAAUGUGUUUCCGCGAAGAGAGACCUUGAAGUUUGAUGCAGAUAGCCAGAGUGUUAAGGUUAAUCUUCACGCACCAUGCGGGUUGAUCAGGAUUACUGUGCCUACUACGCCAGAUGGAAAGAAAUCCGAUCCUUCGCGCUCGGUGUCGUUUCUGUCCGUUCCUUCUUUUGCACCGGCUGUGCAACUAAGGAUUCCUAUCCCAUCGGAAGUUCGCUGGCCUGAACUAGGAACAAGGGACUCGAUCGUUUUGGAUCUCAGCUACGGAGGGGCAUACUACGCUCUCGUCGAUACCGAAGAGCUCGGCUUCAAAACCUUGAAAGAUGUGGACCUCGAUGCUACUACGCGUUGUAGUCAGAAAUUAUUGCCCUAUUUGAGAACACAUCCAGAUAUUAUUUCCGCAAUCCAACACCCGGAGGACCGUCGUCUUUCGUUCCUCUACUCUAUGAUGAUUGUAGACUCGAAAACAGGUGUUAAACCUGGAGACGUUGAGGGUACGGAGACUGGGCUUUGCUACUUUGCUGAUAGCCAAAUCGACCGCUCGCCUACAGGAUCCUGCGUCGCAGCGCGCGUGGCGUUGGCAUAUGAGAAAGGUUUGAGGAAACCUGGGCAACGCUGGGCGUAUAACUCAUUGGUGUCUAAUAAGUUUGGAACCGGGGCAUUUACCGCUGAAGUUGCGGGUGAGGAUUCCAUUACUGAUGCCCAGGGCAAGAGUAUUCGCUCUGUGGUUGCGAAAGUUGGCGGACAGGCCUUCUAUACCGGGGCGAUGACAUUCGCAGUGGAAGAUGAGGAUGUGGUAUCGAGUAGCGGGUUCACUAUGGCUAGUGUAGUAUCGUGA